Molecule: messenger RNA, 3125 nt
Organism: Chara braunii
Lineage: Eukaryota; Viridiplantae; Streptophyta; Charophyceae; Charales; Characeae
Source: the annotation of a GenBank genome assembly
UUGGGUCAGAGAGGAUUCUACCCUGUAUCGCUGCGGGAGAAGGAAUGGAUUCAUGGGAGGUUCCGUCACCAGCGCUCAGCCAAUCGCUGACUGCUGUGACGGACAGUGUGAGUGUAGCGGCUACCUCGGGGGGCGAUGAUGGCGUUGAGGGGUAUGGAGACCUGAUUGAGCUCAACCCUGACGAUAUGUAUGACAGCGAUGAGGAGGAUGGAAGGAACCAGCAGUCGCAAUUACAUUCUGAGAAGGAGCAGCAGCAGAGCAUUACAGCCACAGCCACAGCGGCAACAAAUAAGCGUCGUCGAGGCAAUUACAGAUGCAGGCGCUGCGGGCAGCCUAAGAAAGGGCAUGUGUGCCCAUAUGAGGACAUGGAUGUGUUUGAAGGGGAAGAUCCUCUUGUGCAUGAGGUCGGCGCUCAAGCGAUUGGCACUGUCUCAUCCUCAUCCCCUGUUAAACGUGCAGCCUCGUCUGUGCUCCCUCACUUGCACAUGGUGGACAAGGUCAGCCGACAGGCCCUUCACUUAGGAAAGGUUCUUCCCCCUCCCCUUUCUGUACAUGGCACUGGCAAUGGGGUUAUCUUGACCCCUCAACACCUUCAUGAUCGUGGAACGCCUUCGGCAGCGGGUCGAUCGAGGCUGCACAUGGGCAGGCUAGUGCCGUUUUCGCUCUUCCCUUCACGCGGCACUGUCGCUUGCGAGAUGUCCCACUCCACCAAGCCUGUGAGAAAAAACUUGUCAUCCACUUGUCCCCGGAGUCGAUCUGCUUCUGCCCCAAUUGGUCCCAAGCUUGACCGUCGAAACAGCGAUGGCAGCAUGACAGGCAGAGCAACUUUUUGUGAGGAGGACCCGGCUGAGUUUGAUGUACCAAAUAAUGCAUGCACGGAAGAUGAGCACAACGGCAUGCAUGUGGCUCAAUGGCAAGGCAGGGCUUUUGCAGGGGGCCCUCAUCAGACCCGUCGAAUGACUGGUCCUUUUUUUGUCGGGCGGGGAGGAGCAUCUCUCCGUACUGUUUGUAGGGGUAGUUAUGAAAGAGACGAGAGGGUACUGCUUGCAGGAGGAGGGGUUGACAGGGAACCUUACAGGAACAGGAAAAGGAAAAUCUUGGAAGUUAACGAGGACGAUGACGAGGAUGAGGAUGAGGAUGAUGGGGCUGGCUGGAGUGAUGAGGCUACCUUGGCCCCAUCAUAUGCUUAUCAGCCAUUCAUUGUCCAUGGACCUCCACGUGCUAAGAAGAAGGUGGUGAGGAGGAGACAUCCAUCAUCUGUGGUGUCUUCCCCGAGCGGUGAAGCGGAUGGCUUGGCGGGCGCUCUAGCCGACGAGCUUGAGGCACCUUUUGGAUCACCAGUGUUAUCGACCCGAGGAGAGAUGUCGGCUCCAUCUGUGGGAAACAGCUCUUUGAGCGGGUCUGAGGUCCCCAGCUCCUCCAGGCCCGGCGUUGCUCCCAGGUCGGCGUUGGGAAGCGCGUGCAAUCCGGAUGAGCGGCAGAGUCAAGAUGUGUGUAUGCUGCACAUCCUCUCUAAGCUUGCACCGCAAGACCUUCUUGCGGCCAGUGCCUGCUGCCGGAGAUGGCGCCGGCUUGCUGCGGAAAUCUGGUCCAACGUGGAAGAAAUGUGCUUUCUAUUGGGAGACAGAAAACCCCCCUUAAUAUAUGUGCCCUUUAUGCUCCGGAAAUGCCCGCACUUGAUACGAACCACUCUAAAGGUGCUCAAACCCAUUGAUGAUGAACUUCUGCAGAAGAUCAGCGAGCUCCGACCAUCUUUUCAAUCGCUUGUCAUCCAGGUAGCCCCUGAUGUUGAAUGCCAGGUCACUGGGAGCGGGAUCUCCUCAUUUCUAUCUUCGUGUCAAUCCCUACAGAAACUUGAGGUGGAGAGGUGCUCUCUCCUUACGUCCCUUGCAGCUACCAGCAGUAGCUUGCGAUCGCUGUCACUGUCAUCCUGUAGUGAGUUGGCUAGUCUGCAGCUAGACUGUCCAUGCUUGGAGGAGCUCUGUCUGGAUCUUCUUAGGCCUGACUCUCCAAGGUCAGUGAGGCGAGCCUCAUCAGCGAUGCUACUGUCAUCCAGCGACCAAGAAGGCGAGGAAACGAGAGUGCACAACUUGAUUAGUCACAUCUCCUCGCAUCGGCAGUCGCUGGUUUCUCUGCGUAUAUCGUCUUCGGCUCUGACUGAUCCUCUACUGAAAGAGCUUUUCAGUGCGCAGUGGAACUGCUUGCAAACGCUCUCUUUCACAUUCGCUCCAUCCAUAACUGACGCGUCCGUGAAACACAUCGCUAAACAGUGCAGGCACCUGACGUCCAUCGACCUUAGUGGCUGCAGAAGUUUGACAGACAUGGCUCUUUUCCACCUAAGCUCUGGGGCUGUGCCAACUCUGCAGCGAGUACAAGUGGCCGGAUGCCCUCAAAUAUCCACCGUUGCAAUCGAGAAGCUAGUCGCAUGUCUUCCGGAGUUACAACUGCUGGACUGCAGUGGCUCACUCGUGAUUCGCUCCCGCGUUUCAGAGGCACAAGAAUCGCAGGAUACUGAGAGCACAACACAGCGAAGAAUGUUGCAAGGCCCUACCUCCCCCGGAAGCCAUGCAGGAAAGGAAGACAGCAUUGGAUCCGCUGAAACGCGAGAGAGUGCGGUUGAGAAGGAGAAUUCUAUCGAGAACUGGCUGAGGUCUGCCAAUGGCAGCAGUGAGGGUGGCGUUGGCGGCCAGCACACCGAGAGUGGAGUUCUGAGACUGCAGCACCCAAAAGUAGUCCAUGUCAGCUUAUGGGGAUGCACUGCCAUCCAAGGGAUAGAAGUAGACUGUCCACAGCUGGAGGAUCUGAACAUGAACAGCUGCUGCAAUCUGUCCCCAGCACGCAUCUUUCUGCACUGCCCGCAAUUGCAAAGAUUACACGUGGCAAGAUGUCUACCUGAUGUCGUUAGACAUCUCCGUCAACAACAAGAUUUCUUCCGACGACGACUCGAUGUGAGAUAGUACCAUGCAACACUAGAUCCGUCAGACCUGGAGACUUCGCAAAGGGGAGUCCACUCGCAAACGCUUUCUUGCUUCUUUCACUUUCAAAUUUCAGUUUUGGUUCCGGUUGUGGCUCUCUCAGUGCCACAGAAAUCAUCAGCUAAUACAUGAUAAAAUCGUUUAUCAUUA